Messenger RNA from Gamsiella multidivaricata, 1425 nucleotides. Its product is annotated as pyridoxal phosphate-dependent transferase. The transcript has 4 exons. Gene Ontology annotation, biological process: biosynthetic process. Gene Ontology annotation, molecular function: pyridoxal phosphate binding; L-alanine:2-oxoglutarate transaminase activity. NCBI's taxonomy places the organism in Eukaryota, Fungi, Mortierellomycota, Mortierellomycetes, Mortierellales, Mortierellaceae. The record is from RefSeq and is a predicted model, not a curated record. The coding region runs from base 1 to 1425 and encodes 474 amino acids.
AUGAACCCCAAGAUUCGCAAGGCCGAGUACGCCGUCCGUGGCGAAUUGGCCAUCAGAUCCGAAAAGCUGAAAGUUGACCUCGCUAACGGCGCCUCUCACCCCUUCGAGCGCGUGGUCGGAUGUAACAUCGGCAACCCUCAAGCAUUAGAACAGAAGCCCAUCACAUUCUUCCGUCAGGUCGCAUCUCUUGUCGAAUACCCAGACCUCCUCAAGGACGAGAACGCAGAACUGACCUCGAAACUCUAUGCAAGCGACGCCAUUGCCCGUGCAAAGCUUCUACUCAAGCACAUCGGUUCCGUCGGCGCUUACUCACAUUCACAGGGCAUCCCUCAGAUCCGUGAGAACGUAGCCAGGUUCAUUUCGGAACGCGAUGGCUAUCCUGCAGACCCCUCGAUGAUCUUUUUAACCCAGGGCGCUUCCGCUGGUGUCCAGCUCACCCUCCAGAUGAUUGUCGAACAUUCAAACGUCGGAAUCAUGAUUCCCAUCCCUCAAUACCCGCUCUACACCGCUACCCUGGCGGUUUUGGAUGCUCAACCUGUGCCUUACUAUUUGGACGAGUCCAAGGGAUGGGGCCUGACUACCGAGGAACUUCAGCGUGCGUAUGACGAGGCUGCCCAGGACGGGAUUGAGACCCGAGCUCUUGUGAUCAUCAACCCCGGAAACCCUACGGGACAGUGCUUGUCCGAUGAGAACAUGUGUGAAAUCAUUAGGUUCUGCCAGAAGAACAAAGUAAUCCUUUUGGCCGACGAAGUCUACCAGACCAACAUCUACGAACCCGAGCAGCGGCCCUUCCAUUCCUUCAAGAAGAUCCUCAAGUCGAUGGGACCUGAGUUCGAGGGACUGGAGCUGAUCUCGUUCCAUUCAGUCUCCAAGGGCAUGAUUGGAGAGUGCGGUCGUCGCGGUGGUUACUUUGAGUGCGAGGGAUUAUGUCCCACGGUCCUUGAACAAAUCUAUAAGAUCUCGUCCAUCAGUUUAUGCCCGAAUGUCCAGGGUCAGAUCAUGGUGGACCUGAUGGUGAACCCGCCCAAGAAGGGCGAUCCCUCUUAUCUCCAAUACAAGCAAGAAUACGAUGCUAUUUACUUUUCAUUGAUCAAGCGCGCCAAGAAGCUCGAGGAGACCUUCAAUAGUCUUGAGGGAUGCACCUGCAACUCUGCAGACGGUGCCAUGUAUCUGUUCCCCCAUAUCCGACUACCCAAGAAGGCCAUUGCUGCAGCCAAGGAAGCCGGCAAGUUCCCGGAUCAGUUCUACUGCAUGGCCAUGUUGGAGGCCACAGGCGUGUGCAUGGUCGCAGGAUCCGGGUUCGGUCAGGUCGAGGGCACAGCACAUUUCCGAAGCACAUUCCUGCCUCAGCCAGAGUUCUUUGAUGACUUUUGCACGGGCAUCAAGGAUUUCCACGCUUCGUUUAUGAACAAGUACAGGGAUUAA